CCUGCCUGCCUCUGCUGUGGGCCGCUCUUCUGUUGGCCCUGAACUGCGCAUGUCUAGAGGAUCCUGGAGCCACUGAGCAUCAUGCGGCUGAGCUGACGACUUCUCUCCUAGAGUUCAUCGUGAAGACGGGCGGCAGAGAGAACAGAAUCCUCCAGACCGUCUGUCCUGCACUGUCAGAUGUUCACAUUAACAGGACAGCGCUCAACCACGGGUUUCACAGGGAUGUGGUUACGGAGGUGACGCUGCCGGUUUCCAUGGCAACCCCGCCCAUGUCCUGCCGCCUGCUCCUGGUGGAGACGGUUCCAGCGGGAAUGUACGUCGACCUUCACCAGGUGACCUUCAGGACCGACUUCGGAGGCCCCCAGGUCCUGGCCCUGAGUGACAUUGAUGUAGAACAGGCAGCUCAUCAGUCUUCUCACCACAGACUCCUAUUGUACUCACCUCUACAGCAGAACCCAAAGGGUUUCACCUGGAGAGUGACGUUACCUGUACACCUGAGGUACCACAGGUGGGCAGGUGAUCAGGGGGAGGACACCUCUGCUACUAUAAGACUGGAGGGACCUGAUGUGCUCAUGCACUGUGAAGGAGACCGACCCGUGACCACGCCCUGUGAGGAGAGCAGGCUGUUCCCCGCCCCGUGCGAUGCAGAGUCCAGGGGAGUCUGUCUGUGGCAGCUGCUUAACGGAAAGGCCGAGCCACUGUCGUUCCAAGUCCCUAUAGGUCAGCAGAGCCAUGCAGUAUUUGUCAUCACUGGUACCACAGCAGUAGCAGCUCUGGGGUCUUUGUUAAUUCUGGUUGCUGCUAGAAAAGCCAGUAAGGUGGCACCAAGGAGGAAAGGGGCGAAGGACAAGAGAGAAUGA
Messenger RNA from Branchiostoma floridae (Florida lancelet), 860 nucleotides. RefSeq names its product phosphatidylinositol-glycan biosynthesis class X protein-like. Gene Ontology annotation, biological process: GPI anchor biosynthetic process. Gene Ontology annotation, cellular component: endoplasmic reticulum membrane. The record is from RefSeq and is a predicted model, not a curated record. NCBI's taxonomy places the organism in Eukaryota, Metazoa, Chordata, Leptocardii, Amphioxiformes, Branchiostomatidae.